CAAAAAUUAUCAAACAAUGUGCUUUUAAAGUUUGAAGAAGACGAGAAGUUCAAAAAGAGUUGAUAAAAACAAACGUUCCGAAAAUCACCUCCGGUAUGGAAGCGUAUGAGAUGUACAUUGCUAACAAGCUACAAGAAAUACGGUUUGGAAAACCAAGUGAAGUACGGAUUCUUCACUUCGGAGAAUUAAAAACAUGGACAUUUUGGCGAGCUGUACUAGCGGAAUUUGUAGGGACAUUAUUAUUUGUAUUUUUGGGAUGUGCAUCUGCAGUACCUAUCACUGGAGAGCCACAAUCAACUAUUAAGAUUGCAUUCGCUUUUGGAAUCUCCAUAAUGGCUUUAAUUCAAAUGUUUGGACAUAUUUCUGGCGGGAAUUUUAAUCCUGCAGUGUCGUUUGGAUUAGCAGCAAGCGGAAUCAUAACACCUGUCCGUGCAGUAUUAUACACAGUAGCUCAAAGCGUCGGAGCAGUACUCGGAGGACUCAUCUUAAAAGGGGUUACCGUAUCAACAUACCACAAUAACCUUGGUGUCACAUCCAUUAAUCCACUUUUAAAUGUUGGACAGGGAUUUGGUGUGGAAGUGAUUUUAACAUUUGUUUUGGUUUUUGUAAUUAUUUCCACUAUAGAUUCAAAUAGAACGGACGCUGGUAUGGCAUCGGUAGCUAUAGGACUAACAGUUGCAGUGUGUCACCUUGCCGGAAUUACAUACACUGGUUCAAGUAUGAAUCCUGCCAGAUCACUUGGUAGUGCUGUCGCCUCAAACAGUUUUAACGAUCACUGGGUUUAUUGGGUUGCUCCUAUACUUGGUGGAGUUAUUGCAGCAAUUUUAUAUAAAUUCCUUUUCUCUCCAUUCCGUAACGCUAUUCCGAUAGACGAAGCAGUAAACGAAUUAUUGCAAGAUGGUGACAUGAUUGUUAUUCCAAAAGAUUACUUUACUGGACAAAGUCAACAAAAGAUACACACUGUCAACAGUCAAUUAUAAGAUACACACUGUCAACAGUCAGUUAUAAGAUACACACUGUCAACAGUCAAUUAUAAGAUACACACAGUGAACAGUCAAUUAUAAGAUAUACACUGUCAACAGUCAGUUAUAAGAUAUUAUCUUUAUAAUAAACAUUCUCUUAUUGGCAUCUAAAAAUAUAAAGUUAUUAGAUAAAUUACUGUCUAAUUGUAGGAAGUACACUACUUCAAUUCAAGAAAACUUUUUUUUAAAGCUUGUAACACAUAAGCCAAAAUGUAGAUGUGUCCGUUAGCCUGUCUUUCUUUUCUCUUUAUUGAUAUAAGCAUUUAGCAAACUGUAAUUGAAGGUGGGAAAAAUUAUCAUAGAUUGUAAAUAUGUGAAGAUUUGAAAUGAAUGAAUAACUUAGUUUGUUAGAAUUGUAACAUAUUCUUCAUAAUUCCCUCUUAAAAUCUUCAUUCCUUCUUGUACAGAAUUGCAAGUAAGCCUUCGAAGAUAGCACAGUAAUACACACUCCUGUGUUGGGUUCAAUAGAGCAAUCAUUUUAUGCUACAAUAGUAGUUUUGGGGUUGGAAACAGGUAAACAAACAAAUGUGUAUUUAUUACAUUAAAGUGCUUUUUUACAUCUGGUCCAUAUUAGGAAAAUCAACAAUUCUAUGUUCUUUUUGCUGAUUAGAAAACUACAGUUAUACAGUUAUUUAUGAGCGUAAAAAUUCUGUUAUCAAUUCAGAAGGGAUAUAUAGAGUUGUUAUUAAAUAUGAGCCAGUCCCUGCGAAAAGGUACAAAAACGAAAAUUUUACGAAAUUCUAAACAGUGUGCAUAAUUAUUGGUAUUAGACUUGUGAUUUAUAAAAAAUACAUUUACUUUUCCUCAUAUCCUUAAGCCGUGAGCUACACGCACCUGGAAGUGUUGAGACCCCCCCCCCCCUCAUUAGUUUUAUCAAGAUCAAGAUUUUUAAUGAAUUAUUUCAUAUACUGUAAACCAACUUAUUUUCGCGGAUACUUUAUUUCGCGUUUUACCCUUUCUUGACCACUUCGCGGCUAUUUAAUUUCGCGAUUUUCUGAUUUACUUGAUUAAAUUUAAUAAGCAAAGAUCCAAGUUUGACAUAUUCGCGACGAUUUGUAUUUGCGUUAUUUUUCUACUCGCGAAAGUCGCGAAAAUAAAUCGCUCGCUAAAAUAAGUUGGUUUACAGUAUUUCAAUCAUUUUCAAAGUACAGUUUAAAUGGCUUGAUUUGCCAAUUGAUAAUGUUAACCACGGUAGCAGUGGGGAUAAGGCUCUCGCUUACAAUGCUGAUAUCAAUGCAAUCAGACCGGGCAACGGUUCGAAUCUCGUGCAACGAAGGUUGAUUUAUAUAAUAUUAAAUAACUUAACUUAACUUAUAAUAUUAAAUAACUUAACUUAACCUGAUAUUAAAUAACUUUACUUAAUAUUAAAUAACUUAACUUAAAAUUCAAUUUCUAAAACACAAGAGGUCAUAGUUUUUGUAUUUUCCCUCUUGUUUUAAUGUUGUCUUACUUUUCUUAAACCGAUAAAACUGAAGAAAAUUAUUGAUUUUUGUCUCUCUAGUGUCAUAAAAUUUGAUGUUUCUGGUCGGUAUGGCAUUGGUCCGGGGAACAAAUGAAUUUACACUUGCUUAAAAACCAAAAAUUCAGAUUUUUCUACGUCUUUUGCUGUUUUCAUUGACAAAUUCGGGAUAGAAUUGACAAUCUUAUGAAUGUUUAAAUUAAUUUAAUUUUUUUUCGGAUAAAAUCGUUUUUCAAAAAUAUUAUAACAAACUUUCAUAACGUGUCCUGAAAAGUUUAUCAAAAGGACUGUUUGUACUUUUUCGCAUGGACUGGCUCAUAAUAGAUGUAUUAUUGGUGCUCAUAUUUAGUAUGAUAAAUAGGAUCUUAUCCUAGCAAAGCUAGUCAUGAAACAAACAUUCAAAUGCACUAAAAUGUAUGUUCAUAAACAUUUCAUCAUCACUAAUAAACUGUAUAGAAACUAAUACUUGUGACGUCAUAUAAUAUAUACAUUUUUUAGAAACUAUAACGCUGAUUUAUGAAAUGAAACUUAUAUCAUACAUUAUAUCAAAACGGAAUCAUUGAAAUUAAAUCUGUUUGUGUCUGUUAAAAAAAAUCAAUCGGACUAAAAUAAAAAGGGACAAGGGAACUAUUUUAUUUCGCUUUUGAAUUGUUAUGAAAGUCGAAAGAUGUUUUUCAAUUACAUAACGAUAACCAAAGCUAAGAAAGGUACUAUUUGAAAUAAGAUGUAGAUUUUUUUUCAGAAGGUUAAAAUUGUAAUGCUCAAAUUAUGUGAACGCUGUCUUUAUUUUAUAUGUUAUUAAUGAGAGAAAAUGUUAUCCAUUUGUUACAUUAUAAUAUCGUAUAUACAUAUAUUCCAAUGGAAAAAUGUCUGUUUUAUAUAUUAUAUAGAAUGUUUUACUUUAAGUUUUAAACUGGGAUGUAUAAAAGAAAAGUAGUUUUUGUUACUAUGUUUUUUUUAAUGAACAGCAUGCAUUGUAUCUUCGUUAUGACAAUUGAUAGGUUUUAUAUGCAUUAAUUGAUGACAGAAAAAAAAAAAUGAAAUAAUUAGGAAAAUAAAUAAAACACAGCAGUACCUAUCAAGUAAAUGCGAAGACUUCCAAUUUUAUAAGAUCUUGAUUUUUUAAAGUUAUUAAUCCUUUUUUUAUACCAGGCUUGGGAUAAACAUUAUUUGGUUUUGUCAUUAUAUCCUAUUGUAGAAAUAACAUUAGACGUUGGUCAUAUAUCCACGAAGCAGCAACCCAAGAACACAAAUAUUUGUGACAUUAAUAGGUCACCAAUCGAGUUUUUUUUAAGGUUUUCAAAUAAGAUUUCAAUUAUACAUAUUUUGUAAAGACUUCUACAUGUCCUAAUAGAUACUUUUUGAAGAGACUAGCACGGUGAAAAGAAGGUAAACAUAACAAAAGCCUAGGACAAUUAGAAAAGACUAAUGUUUGACAAUAUUGUGUCCCCUGUUUACGCAUGCAAUCACAUAUAAAUGUAACAUGAUUAAUGUUAAAAGAACAAUUACACUAACAUUAUAAUGUUCUUAUUAUCAUGUUCUUAUCAUCGUAAUUCCACUGAAAUAGAUAAACACUUUAUGUUUUUUUCAAACAAUGUUUGUCUUGUUACU
Mytilus trossulus (common blue mussel) is the source of this 4092-nucleotide messenger RNA. Its product is annotated as aquaporin-1-like. Gene Ontology annotation, cellular component: plasma membrane. The transcript has 7 exons. The coding region runs from base 96 to 980 and encodes 294 amino acids. Gene Ontology annotation, molecular function: water channel activity. The record is from RefSeq and is a predicted model, not a curated record. NCBI's taxonomy places the organism in Eukaryota, Metazoa, Mollusca, Bivalvia, Mytilida, Mytilidae. Gene Ontology annotation, biological process: water transport; transmembrane transport.